CCCCACGAACUACGAAUCCUGAAAACACACAAAACCUCAGAUAAAACUCCAUCCUUUACAAACACCGUCCUCCUGUUUCCUCGCAUAGUUCUCAGGAAAGUAAGAGCCGAUUGAAAGACAACCAGAUAGAAGCGUAGAAGAUUUUCCCAAAUGCUGGAAUCAUGAAGUUUAUGGCUUCAAAUGCACUUAAUUUCAUGCAAUUUUCGCAUCCAAUCCUUCCUUCAACUACAUCUCUCGGUCGAAUUCAGCUAGUUCCAUCAUGUUCUUCAUCGUGUAGCAACCAUAGUUCAGCUACCAAAACUCGCUCCAGAGACCGAAAUUUUACUUUCCACAAGUUUCGGCAGCACAGAGUUUUCACUCCAAAAGCUUCAAAUUCGGACACAGACCUGGUGGUAGCCUCCCCAAAUGUAGAGGAAGACGUCGAGUCUGCUCAGCUAUUCGAGAAAUUAAAGGAUGCUGAGAGACAACGGAUAAAUAAGUUGGAAGAACUUCAGAGGAAGGCGAAUUUACAAUUAGAAAGGCAGCUUGUAAUGGCUUCUAGUUGGAGUAGGGCCUUACUGACCAUGCGUGGAAAAUUAAAGGGAACGGAGUGGGAUCCUGAGAAUUCGCACAAAAUUAAUUUUAGCGAUUUUUGGACACUUCUUAAUUCGAGCAAUGUCCAGUUCAUUGAGUACUCAAAUUAUGGUCAGACAAUGUCAGUUAUUUUACCAUAUUACAAGGAUGAAACAAGUGGAAGUGCGAAGAAUGAAAUAAUUUUCCGGCGUCAUGUGAUUGAUCGUAUGCCUAUUGAUUGUUGGAACGAUGUUUGGAAGAAGUUACAUCAACAAGUAGUAAACGUUGAUGUAAUUAAUGUGGAUGCAGUCCCUGCAGAAGUCUAUUCAUCUGUUGCAACUGCAGUGAUUUGGUCUAUGCGGCUAGCACUCUCUGUUGCAUUGUAUCUUUGGAUUGAUAACUUGACGAGACCAACAUAUGCAAAGUUGAUACCUUGUGAUUUGGGAGUGCCUAAAAAAAUAACUAGACUACCACUCAAGCGCCGUGCACUAGGAUCUUUAGGAAAGAGUCGGGCAAAAUUUAUAUCAGCAGAAGAAACUACUGGUGUUACUUUCAGUGAUUUUGCUGGGCAGGAGUAUAUAAAGAGGGAGUUGCAAGAGAUUGUACGAAUUCUCAAAAAUGAUGAAGACUUCCAAGACAGGGGCAUCUAUUGCCCAAAAGGAGUACUGCUCCAUGGGCCUCCUGGAACUGGUAAAACGCUGCUAGCUAAAGCUAUUGCUGGUGAAGCUGGACUUCCAUUCUUUGCUGCAAAUGGAACGGAUUUUGUAGAGAUGUUUGUGGGAGUGGCAGCCUCCCGUGUGAAGGAUCUUUUUGCUAGCGCCAGGUCAUAUGCACCUUCCAUUAUAUUUAUUGAUGAGAUAGACGCCAUUGGUAGCAAACGUGGUGGACCUGAUAUUGGUGGAGGUGGAGCAGAAAGGGAACAAGGCCUACUUCAAAUAUUGACUGAGAUGGAUGGAUUCAAGGUUUCUACUGCACAGGUGCUAGUUAUUGGUGCAACAAAUAGACUUGAUAUUCUUGAUCCUGCUUUGUUGAGAAAGGGGCGUUUUGAUAAAAUUAUUAGGGUUGGUUUGCCAUCUAAAGAUGGAAGAUUGGCCAUAUUGAAGGUGCAUGCGAGAAAUAAAUUUUUUCAGUCUGAGGAGAAUAAGGAGGCUCUACUCCAAGAAAUUGCUGAGCUAACUGAAGAUUUCACUGGGGCAGAAUUGCAAAAUAUAUUAAACGAAGCUGGAAUUUUGACUGCUAGAAAGGAUUUGGACUAUAUUGGACGUGAAGAGUUGCUUGAAGCAUUAAAAAGGCAAAGGGGUACCUUUGAAACUGGUCAGGAAGAUAGUACUGAAAUUCCGGAAGAGUUGAAACUAAGAUUGGCAUAUAGGGAAGCAGCCGUUGCUAUUCUUGCUUGCUAUUUUCCAGAUACCCACCGUCCAUUCAUUGAGACAAAUAUAAAGUCAAUCCGUAGCCAGCCAAAUAUGCGUUAUGCUGAAACUCCAGGGAGAGUGUUCUCAAGAAAACUAGAUUAUGUUAAUUCCAUUGUGCGUGCAUGUGCUCCACGGGUAAUUGAGGAGGAAAUGUUUGGGGUUGAUAACUUGUGUUGGAUCUCUUCAAAGGCUACGUUAGAAGCUUCAAAGUUGGCAGAAUUUUUGAUUCUGCAGACAGGGAUGACAGCUUUUGGUAAAGCAUACUACAGGAAUCCUGGCGAUCUUGUUCCAAAUCUUGCAUCCAAACUUGAAGCACUUCGUGAGGAAUACUUGCGUUAUGCUGUGGAAAAAUGUUUUUCUGUUUUGAGAGAAUACCAUUCCGCUGUAGAGACAAUCACAGAUAUUUUACUUGAGGAGGGAGAGAUUCAAGCUGAGGAAAUUUGGGACAUAUUUGAAAAGCGUCCUCGAUUUCCACAGCCUUCUGUGCGUCCAAUUGAUGAACAUGGAGCUCUGCUGUAUGCUGGACGGUGGGGAAUUUAUGGAGUUACACUGCCUGGAAGGGUUACAUUUGCACCUGGAAAUGCUGGUUUUGCCACUUUUGGUGCGCCUAGACCUAUGGAGACACAAGUUGUUAAUGACGAAACUUGGAAACUAAUUGAUGAUAUCUGGGAAAAGAGGGUUCAGGAAAUCAAAGCUGAAGCUUCAGCAGAGGUUGAAGAAGACAAAGAGAAGCCACAGCUUCUGAUGGCCAGUCAUUUCCUUUGAAUUCUUGCAGAUCAUAGUGGGAUCCUAAAUGUUUGCAGUAAAUGCCAGCCAGAUUCCUGAAAGUCUAGAAAUUUGCAUCCUUGAUGACUAUGUAUUUUGGUGACUUUGUGGGUGCUUUUAUUUUACGCAGAUGAUGAUGGCUUGGAAAAAUUGCACAUUUCAGAUUUAUAUUGCUGGAGACUUUGUGGAUUCUUAUAUGCCAGUAAAGAUGAUGCAAUAAUUUUGUUUUAGGCUGUGAGAAGUUGCUGAAGUUACGUGGUUUAUGCAGACUAUAACUGAAUUACUGGAAUUGUCUUUCAGCCUGAGUUAGCAUCACUGAGAAGAGGCAGUUGUUUGUAGUAGCCCCUGUAAAUUGUACCAUUAGUUCAUCGGGUCGUUUAAAUUUUUGUCGAUCACAAAGUUCUGUACACACCACAUCAUAACAUUUACCAAUGAGAAAUAUUAUCUUCCCUUGAUCAACUUGGAAGAAGGGGAUUGUGAUAACUGGAGAAGUGGGCAAAUAAAUAUUGAAAAAAGAA
Molecule: messenger RNA, 3247 nt
Organism: Benincasa hispida (wax gourd)
Lineage: Eukaryota; Viridiplantae; Streptophyta; Magnoliopsida; Cucurbitales; Cucurbitaceae
Product: AAA-type ATPase family protein
Biological process (GO): proteolysis
Cellular component (GO): chloroplast thylakoid membrane
Molecular function (GO): ATP hydrolysis activity; metalloendopeptidase activity; ATP-dependent peptidase activity
Source: RefSeq, a predicted model, not a curated record